Molecule: messenger RNA, 1925 nt
Organism: Ceratitis capitata (Mediterranean fruit fly)
Lineage: Eukaryota; Metazoa; Arthropoda; Insecta; Diptera; Tephritidae
Exons: 5
Coding region: 261-1358 (365 amino acids)
Molecular function (GO): 8-oxo-dGDP phosphatase activity
Source: RefSeq, a predicted model, not a curated record
AGAGUGCCAAAUUCAACAAUGACAGUUUCUUCCAAACUGUUCUCGACAAACCAACCAAUUCUUCUCAAAAUCGGUCAGUUGUUUUCUGAUGUGUUGGUUGUUCUAUUCAUAUUUGAUAUUUGCUGAUGAAAUUCGUUGCUAUUAAAUAGGAACUGCAUUGUGUGUGAUUUAUAAAAGAUUUUUGAGAAAACUGCAAAUUACAUAAAGGAAUCGCGAAAGUAACCGUGCGUGGCAUAGUGGAGAAGCUGGGUUUUUCGGUGAUGGCUUCAGCGGAUGUAAAUGUGAAAUUGUCUCGCCUCUAUCAUUUGGCGCAGAAAUUUAAUAAUUUCUAUUUAACAGGUUUUCAAAAGGGAGACAUACGUCCAUUUCUAGUUGAAGGCGAACAAGUUGGUCUCGUUAAAGCCGAUGUCAUUAAGCAGCUACAACGUUAUCCCGAAAUAUUCUGUAUACGCGAUUGUGAAUUUACCAAACAGGGCAUAGUUGAGCUAAAUCCUGCAUUCCGUGACUAUGCUGAACGCACAAAGCAAGUCGAUAUAGUAUUACGUGAUUUACGUUCUAAGGGCAUUUUUUCUGCACUCCAAGGUUGGCGUGAUGAGUAUUAUGAGGUUAAAUCGGAAUAUCGUAGUCUAUUAAAAAUGGAUCGUUCGGCUACGCCAUUAUUUGGUGUACGUAAAUAUGGCGUAGAUAUUAACGGUUAUGUACAACAUCCAACGCAAGGUCUUUGUAUUUGGCUACAACAACGUUCGAAUACCAAAGAAACAUGGCCCGGCAAAUGGGAUAAUAUGGUCGGUGGUGGCCUAUCGGUGGGCUAUGGCAUUAAAGAGACUGCAGUUAAGGAGGCAGCCGAGGAGGCAUCCAUUCCAAGUGAACUUGUUAAAAAUCUUGUUUCAGCCGGUUGUGUUUCAUUCUUUUUUGAAAGUGAUCAAGGUUUAUUUCCAAAUACGGAAUAUGUUUUCGAUUUGGAACUACCAUUGGAUUUUGUGCCACAAAAUGCCGAUGGCGAAGUGCAAGCAUUUGAGCUGUUGCCGGCCAAAGAGUGUGUAGAACGUGUAUUUACACCGGAUUUUAAGACGACUAGCUGUCCGGUGGUUAUUGAUUUUCUAAUUCGCCAUGGCUACAUUACGCCUGAGAAUGAGUUUCAUUUCACACAAAUCAUUGAGCUCUUACAUGUGCCACUACAGUCGCUCUACACGUACAAGUCGCUAUUGGAGCAGAAACAGAAACUUAAACAACAACAACAACAUCAACAACAAAAUCAGCCGCAACAGCAACAACAGCAACAGCAAUCGCAUAAUGCCAAUAAUAUAAAAACAAUUGAGAAUGGUCACAAUAAUAAGGAAGAAAUAUUAAAAAAAUAAACAAAUAAAAAUGUGCAAAAUGUAGUAUGCAAAACGAAGUUAAAACAAAAACAAACGAAACGAAUAAAAAGUGAAACAAAAAGAAAAAAAAAACUUUUGGUAGUAAACGAUUGAAUAACAGACUGCGUAGUUUACAUUUACGCUCGUAGAUAUUUACAUACAUACAAAUAAAAAAACGAAUUAAUGUAUUUGCUGUUUAUAUAUACAUACAAUACAAACGUAUAUGCAUAUAUUUAAAAUAAAAAGAUUGAAUAAAAAUAUAGUUUAGAAUAUUUAACGCAUUAUGCGUAUAGUUUACACAUACAUACACAAACAUACAUAUGUAUUUUGCUGCAAGUCCCGCAUAAAGUAUGCUAUAAGCCUAGAAAAUUAUGAUGGUUCUUCUAUAAGUAUGUACACGUAUGUAUAACGCUAUCUAUCCAUCUUCGUGCAUUGCUACAUAUGUAUGCCACCUAGGCUACUAAUUUGUAAUGACAAUUGAUUUAAUUGCUGACUUUAAAUGCAUAAUAUCCUGCGUUAAAUCCAAUUACAAAUUAAAAAAAAAAAAACAAAAAAAAACCAACUCGU